CAUAUAUAUAACAAUGCAUUGAUCGAAAGCUGGGGGUCUACGGAGUAAAAAGCUUUGAUCAUAAGAAGAUUCUGUUUUUUGGAUACAGACUGGUGGUAUCUUGGACAUUGGAACAAUAUCCUCCAUUUGCCUACACAAUGGAGAAGUUUACAAAGCGGGCCUCCGUAUUCUCCCUAAACAGACCGAAGUCAACCAAAUCGAAAAAAGAGGUCUUGUACGAGUUGCAGAAAAAAGUUCCUCUCCACAAAUGCUCAUUUGACCGACAGAAGCGAAGCUGGUUGGGACCAGUUAAACCACAACAGACCCUUCCGUCCCGCUGGGCGAAGGCCAAAGGCGCCGUGUUUUUUCUGGGAAUGAGACCGGCUUCCAGAAGAACUAUUGAUGUGGAUAACUUAGUGAAGGCCACAAAGCUGCUGAGGUCAUCAAUGAAUACCAGUUGUAAAGACGAUUUGUGUGAAAAAGAUGAAAAUUCUGAGGUUGACGCAAUUCUUGACAAACCUGUGAUAUCAAAACCAUUCAAAACGUCGAAUGAUACGAUCUGGACUUGUCCAAGGACUCUGAGACCGGUAUCUGAACGAUGCAAAGAAUUUAUAUUUGAGAAAUCAAAAGCCAACACUGACGAGAAGCAGGUAUCCGCGGCAUCCAACUUACAGUCAAUGUACCUCAAGAAAAUUCUGGACGAGAAAGAAAAGGAAGUCAAAUCUCUCCAGAACCAGCUCCACAAGGCCAACGCCGAAAAUGUGAAGCUAAUACAGGAAUUAGAAGGAUACAGAGGAAAGAACUACGAUGAAAUGUAUAAAGAAAACAUGACUAACAAAGAACACUUGAACCGCGUGUGUCGGGAAAAUAUUCUGCUGCACGGACAAUUACGGAAGCAGGAAAACAGACGAUUACAAAAAUUGGCCGGGGAUAGAGAAAUAGUGACAAAGCAUGAUUCGGAGCAAACUGAGCGACUGAGAUUGACUAAGUCUGCAAAACCCAGGCUGUCCUAAUGCUUUGUUAAAAGUUUAUCAAUACAUGUAUAAUCAUAAAAACGGCAGCCAGUUGGAUAUACAUUUCCUAUAACAUUAAAGAAUUACUGUUAUGAAUCACAGACCUAUAUACUAGCUAUUAGUAGUAAGUCUAUAAAUCCCUAUAUAAAUACCUAUUGCGCUGGUGGCAUGUGUUUGGUUUUGUUGAUAAAUACAGAUUGAUUUCACUGUU
Molecule: messenger RNA, 1203 nt
Organism: Ostrea edulis (European flat oyster)
Lineage: Eukaryota; Metazoa; Mollusca; Bivalvia; Ostreida; Ostreidae
Exons: 8
Coding region: 138-992 (284 amino acids)
Source: RefSeq, a predicted model, not a curated record